CCCGCCUCUUUUCUUCCCCCCCUCCCCCUCUCCACCGGAAUAUGCAGGACACUCUUGUGGCCGGCGGCGCCGGGCCGCACCCAGGCGACCCGGCCCCUUCCGACGCCCAGAACCAGCAGGCUCACCUCCUCCGGCACCGGAUCUCGGUGGUGGACCCGAGCGCGCCGACCGGCCCCGGGGAGACCCUUGAUGGCUCGGCCCCGGCGGCCCUCAGCUUCGGUGAUGACAUCCUGAAGAUCACCCCUCUCGGAGCGGGACGCGAAGUCGGCCGGUCCUGUGUGCUGGUGGAAUUCCGUGGCUGCUCGGUUCUGCUGGAUUGUGGUAUCCACCCUGGGCGCCAGGGCCCCGCGAGUCUCCCCUAUCUGGACCACAUUAAUCCGGCUAAGAUUGACCUGGUCUUGGUGUCGCACUUCCACCUGGACCACAUCGGCGCUCUGCCGUAUCUCACCGAGCGGACCAAGGGCUUCAAGGCCCCGGUAUACAUGACUCAUGCUACCAAAGCCAUCGGGCAUCUACUCAUCAAGGAUUACCUGCGUGUCAGCGGGAGCCUCAUCAAUGAUGCUGAUGAGUCAUCCUCCUCGCACCUGCUUCCCUUCAAUGAGACUGACAUGAUCCGGUGCUUCCACCGCGCGCGUGAGGUGAACUUCCACCAAUCGGUCACCGUGGCCGGGGUGCGUUUCAGUGCGGCCUACGCCGGGCACGUCCUUGGCGGGGCGGUUUUCUCGUUGGAGUUCCCGGGCGGCGUGCGGGUGGUCUACACGGGUGACUACUCGCGCGAGGAGGACCGCCACCUGCCGGCGGCCGAGCUCCCGGCCCUGGUAGGCAACCCCGGCGAUGGAGCCGCCCCCGGGGUGGAUGUCCUCAUUUGCGAAAGCACCUACGGCAAGCAGGACCACAUGCCGCGCGCCGAGCGCGAGCAGCUCCUCACCGCGGCCAUCCGGACCACGGUGCUGGACCGAGGCGGCCGGGUUUUGCUGCCGGUCUUCGCCAGCGGCCGUGCGCAGGAGCUUCUCCUCAUCCUGGAAGAGUACUGGGCCUCGCAUCCGGAGCUUCGCCAUGUGCCGGUGUACUAUGCCUCGGAGCUGGCGGAAAUGUGCCUCCGGGAGUACCGGCGUUGGACGAACUCCAUGAACGACCGCGUUCGCCGGGCCAUGAAUGUCGAGCGUCGGAAUCCCUUUGUCUUCCGGCACAUUACCUCGCUGACCAACCGAGCGGCCGAGCUGCUGGACGGCCGUGAUGGCGGCCUGCCAUGCGUGGUGGUGGCCAGCCCGGGCAUGCUCCAGAGCGGCCUCUCGCGGCAGCUUUUCGACGCCUGGUGCGAUGACGAGCGGAACAUGGUCAUCAUCGCGGGCUACUGCGUGGAGGGAACUCUGGCCAAGCACAUCCUCAAGUCCCGGUCGGACAUCACCACCCUCGAUGGCCGGCAGAAGCCCCUGAAGAUGGACGUCCGGUCGAUCUCCUUCUCGGCACACGUGGACUUCACCCAAAACGCCGGGUACAUUGCCCAGGUGGCCCCGGCGCAUUUGGUCCUGGUGCACGGCGAGCGGGGUCAAAUGGACCGCCUUGCGUCACAGCUCCAUGCCAUGGCCGAGGGCAGCCUCUCGGUGGCCGGCGUCGGGCCCAUGCGCCCGGACAUGGUCAUUCACACGCCGGAAAAUACGGAGGCAGUUUCGCUGCGGGUGCAGAUGCCCCAAGUGGCCACGGUGGUUGGCAAGCUGGCCGACCGGGUGGCCGUGCAGCUGGGCCCCGAUGGCGAGGUCGAAGGCCGGGAUCCCGGCACCGCCUCGGCCCGUGCCGGCCCCGACGCCGACAAUGUCCUGGUGGAGGGGGUCCUGGUCCGGCGCAACUACCAGGCCCACCUCCUGGCACCGGAGGACGUGGAGGCCUUCACCUCGCACGUGGUGCACAUCGGCGGCGCGGUGGCCCAGUCGCUGACCGUGCCCCUGGCCCCGCCGGCUGGCACCCGGCCCCCUUCCUUCGGGGCGCCGUCCAAACCGGGGGCCGAGCCGCCGGCAAGUGGCCGGAUCUGGCGCCGGGUGGUCCGAGCCCUGGCGGCCAUCUACUCGGUUCGGCCUCUGGUCGACCCGGCCGAUCGCGGGGUGGACAUGCGUCGACUGCCGGACUCGGUGGAUUUCGAGGUGAUGGAAACCGUCCGGCUGUCAUAUGUCCCGCCUCCGGCCGACGAUUCGAAGGCCCUGCUUGCCGAUCCGGAUCUGGCCUUCGGAAGUGUGGAGCUCAGCUGGACGGGUGCCGGGUCCACCGGGAACGGGGCCCUGGCGGAUGUCAUCGCCGAUGCCGUUGUUGCGAUCAUCCUCCGGGUGACUUCCUCGCCGCUGGGAGCCCCCGCGCGGCCGGCCCGCGUGGCGGCCAAGUAGCUCCCACAUGGCUGGGACGCGUCUCCCCUGGCGGCCUCGCUUUGCUCUUCUCCCAAAAUAUAGACUUUUCCCCC
This is a messenger RNA of Fonticula alba, 2449 nucleotides long. RefSeq lists its product as hypothetical. Bases 42 to 2375 code for a protein of 777 amino acids. Lineage: Eukaryota; Rotosphaerida; Fonticulaceae. The record is from RefSeq and is a predicted model, not a curated record. Gene Ontology annotation, molecular function: 5'-3' exonuclease activity; RNA endonuclease activity; RNA binding. Gene Ontology annotation, biological process: mRNA 3'-end processing by stem-loop binding and cleavage. Gene Ontology annotation, cellular component: mRNA cleavage and polyadenylation specificity factor complex. The transcript is spliced from 6 exons.